Camellia sinensis is the source of this 669-nucleotide messenger RNA. RefSeq names its product snakin-2. The record is from RefSeq and is a predicted model, not a curated record. NCBI's taxonomy places the organism in Eukaryota, Viridiplantae, Streptophyta, Magnoliopsida, Ericales, Theaceae.
UCAUCACUGAGUUCUCUGCACUCCAUGUUCAUCACAGCACACAGACACAAAGUUGAAAGCAGUGAUGAUUAUGGCAACAAUUCGUGUGUUUUUUGUGGUUGCAGUGCUUCUAUUCUUCCUUGCACAGGUGUCAUCUGAUUUCAACACUGAGGAAGAGAUGCACUAUAUUGUCAAGGGUGAAGUUGUGAGAGGAACAAACAGGAGGCUCUUGCAAGAAAUUGAUUGUGGAGGGCUGUGCAAGCAGCGGUGUAGCCUACACUCAAGGCCAAAUGUGUGCACAAGGGCAUGUGGAACAUGCUGUGUGAGAUGCAAGUGUGUGCCACCAGGUACCUCUGGCAAUAGAGAGAUGUGUGGCAAGUGCUACACUGAUAUGACUACCCAUGGCAACAAAACCAAGUGCCCUUAAAAGCCCAAUGGCCCAUGACCCAUGACCCAUCUUUCUCUCUUAUCUUUUUACUCUUUUCCUUCUUUUUUUUCUUUCUUUAUGUGAUGCAAUGCAUGUGGUUGUUUGUCAGUCUCUGUUUGGAAUAUCUCUUAUUUUUGUCUGUUGGAUUUUGGGGUUAGAGGUGAGUUGGGUUUUGCAUUGUAUAUAUGAGUUUGUAUGUGUGUAUGCAUGUAUAAAUGCAUGGUACUAGUCUACUUUUAGUGUGGCCCCUUGUUCUUUUCUCA